AUGGCGCGUGGCGGCUGCGAAACCCGCUCCCGUGCUGAGGGCAGCAGCUGUCUCGGCACAAUGCCGCUCGUUGCGUCUCGGAAGAUGAUGCUUGGUGGUAAUAGCCAGGCUCGUCUAUCCUUUGCGUCGACCGCUUCCAAGCCCCGCCAUUGGCUCUGGGGCUGGGCUGCGUGGAUUACCUCGGUCCUCGUUGCGUCGACGGUGCUCAACACGGCCGGGCCGCUGCUUGCCGUCUUUUCUUCGUCUUCUACGAUGCCGGCGACUCAGGUUGCAGCGAAAGUAGGACACACGCUGCAUCGCGCCGCGAAACGCGCCGGUGCAUGCGCCGCGAACGGCGUCAUCGCCAGCGAGUACAACGUGCCGCUGCACGUCGGCGCGCUGCUCAUCAUCCUAGGCGUGUCGAGCCUGGCGUGCGCGACGCCGCUGCUGGCCGCGCGGUUCCCCGUGCUCCGCAUCCCGGAGCCGUUCCUGUUCGGCGUGCGGCACUUCGGCACCGGCAUCCUGCUGGCUACAGCUUUUGUGCACCUGCUCCCCACGGCCUUCACCUCGCUCAACAACGGCUGCUUGUCGAGCUUCUGGACCAUAGAGUACCCGGCCAUGCCCGGCGCCAUCGCCCUGUUUGGCAUCUUUUUUGUGGCGGUCAUCGAGAUGGUCUUCAGCCCCGUGCGCCAGUUCACGCCCCGUCCUGCCGCCGCCGCCACCGCCGCGCCGCGGGACGAGCAGCUUGGCGACGGCAGCGCUGGGUCGAAGACGCAGACGAAUUUGACCCACGUCACUGCCGUGCCAGCUGGCGGCGGCGGUCUCUGCGUCGGCCACGCCGGGGUCGUGGCUGCCGUGGCGCGGGGACAGCACCCGCGGGCCGUGGAAAGCAGCAGCAGCAGCAGCAGCAGCAGCAGCAGCCGUGACAGCAGCAUUGCCCCGGCCCACCACCUCAACAACGAGAUGGGCGAGGAGUCGCAGAGCCGCGGGCUGACGGCCGAGCAGCAGCGCAAGAAGAGCAUUCUGCAGUGCAUGCUGCUCGAGGUGGGCAUCCUGUUCCACAGCGUCUUCAUCGGCAUGGCGCUCAGCGUGGCGGUCGGCAGCAACCUCGUGGUGUUGCUGAUUGCCAUUGCCUUUCAUCAAACGUUUGAAGGUCUCGCGCUCGGCGCUCGCAUCGCCUCGAUUGCGUGGCCCGGCAAGACGCUGCAGCCGUGGCUCAUGGUGAUGGCGUACGGAUGCACAACACCGCUCGGCCAGGCCAUCGGGCUGGCCACGCACAGCCUGUACAGCCCCGACUCGGAAUUUGGGCUGAUCCUCGUCGGCACCAUGAACGCCGUGUCGUCGGGCCUGCUGGUGUUUGCCGCGCUCAUCGAGCUGCUGGCCGAGGACUUUCUCAGCGACCACAGCUGGGCCACGCUGCGCGGCCGCCGCCGCGUCGUCGCCUGCGUGCUGGUGUUGAUGGGCGCCAUCUGCAUGAGCCUGGUGGGCGCCUGGGCGUGA
This is a messenger RNA of Lasiosphaeria miniovina, 1479 nucleotides long. RefSeq names its product ZIP zinc transporter-domain-containing protein. The transcript has 5 exons. NCBI's taxonomy places the organism in Eukaryota, Fungi, Ascomycota, Sordariomycetes, Sordariales, Lasiosphaeriaceae. Gene Ontology annotation, biological process: zinc ion transmembrane transport. The coding region runs from base 1 to 1479 and encodes 492 amino acids. Gene Ontology annotation, molecular function: zinc ion transmembrane transporter activity. The record is from RefSeq and is a predicted model, not a curated record. Gene Ontology annotation, cellular component: plasma membrane.